This is a messenger RNA of Geodia barretti, 3404 nucleotides long. The record is from the annotation of a GenBank genome assembly. NCBI's taxonomy places the organism in Eukaryota, Metazoa, Porifera, Demospongiae, Tetractinellida, Geodiidae.
ACACAGAUAUACUAUACUAGAUAGAUAGAGCUAGCUAGCUGCUGUCACACACGAGGUCAUACACCGACUUUACUAUUAAAGAAUGGCAACCGCUGUACCCCCGAAGGCUCACGAGAUGAGACAGACUCUGAGCGAGAUUCAGCAGAACCUCCAGUGUCCAAUAUGCCUGGAGGUACUGAGUGAUCCUCACAACACGCUGUGCGGCCAUUCUUACUGCAAAGAGUGUAUCUUUACAGCCAUCUCCAGCAGCAAGAAACCAAAGUGUCCACUGUGCAAGGAACACAUCACAAAACGAAGUCUGAGGAAGAACGAAAUGCUCUCUCAACUAGUCGACGCAGUCGGCGAACUAGAGAAAGCCAUCAUUUCUGACACUGGAAUCACUAAUACCCGCCGAAAAGUGGUGCCACAUAACUCCGGGGUGUCUGGUACUCCUGGAGUGAGACUCCACUCCGUACUCCACCCCACCCCGCUGAAGCCACGCCCACUGGACGACGAGCAAUCGUGUGGGGAGUCCAGUGAUGGUGAUGAGAGGGAAGGCGGAGAAGGGAGAGGGGAGGAUGAAAUGAAAAAUAGACCAUCUACUAGUGCCUCUGUUGUUCUCGGGCGAAAGAAAAGAAAGGUAAACUCUCCCAAAGCGCUGAUGGAUCUCGGCAAUGAAGCUAGUUCAUCUUCAAAUGCCUCUUCCUCUCCUUCCCUCCUCUCCUCUUCCUCCUGUUUGCCUCAUUCCAGCAAGAUCGCUUCUCAGCCAGCUAAAAUCUCUGGGCCCCUUCACCAAAUCGCUAAUAAUGGAGGGAGAGAAGAGGACUUGACUCAAGACCCAGCUAACGCGGCACUGAUAGAGGCACUAAAUGGUGCAUCCCUGCGUUUGUCUGAUAGCUACACCGACAGCGAUGUAUCUCGCCCAAACCUACGACAAAAGCGGAAGGCGUCGCAAACAUCGAAAGACAGCGAGUCUCUUCACAAUGAACUAAUCCCUCCGUCUCAUGCUACCCCAAAUCGAAUCAGGGAAAUAAAAAGGCUUUGUAGAGAAAGAAGGGUUGUGGGGAAGGCAGCACCUCUCAGGAAUGGAGGAGCCGUUCAGCCAAGUGUUUGGCUUGUUACUAGUGACGACAGCGACGAAGAUUAUGUUCCCAAUUUGAAAGUGGCCACACCUAUUUUGCCUGACAUACACCCAUUCUUAUCCGUGUCGACCACGCCCAACUUGCAACGGUGCCCCGAGGGAAGGGCGGAGUCAAGUAGAGGGACUGAAAAUCAACCAUCCCAAUUUUCAGCCCAAACGAAUGGAUCCUGCAGUCUGCUGAAUAAGAAGGCAUCAUCUACAACUGCAGAAAGGAAGGGAGACAAGGCAAGACAUAGGCAGAAGAAACCUCGAGUUUUGAAACAAGCGCCGCUGGAAAUAUUUUUAGGACCGGAAAGGGAACGGUUUUUGGAGCGACUAAAGCCAUCUCUGCUGCUGGUUGCAACUAUGAGACGGUCAACGGCGGCGCUGCUACUAACUACGGUAUUGACGGCUCUUCUGCCUCCACAGACAGCUGCCACCAUCCUGAAGUGCUACUGCAGCGAUUGCCCUCAAGAACAGUCAAUCUGUUAUGGUGAAAUCUGUACGCGACAAACUCUCUACAGCUUCCACACCGGAGCUAAAAUUUCGGAGAGGUGGCGUUGUCUGAACGAUUCUUUCGCGUCCUGCAACAUUUCUUCGUCACUUUUAUCGUACGAAUGCUGCAGCUCUCACGAUUUUUGCAAUAAUGAGAAUUACACGACGUCACAGUUCGAGGAGAGCCCUAACAGAACUAAUAAUUAUAGCUGCGAGACAGGGAAUUUUACAGGAAACUCCUCGACCACAGAUUCAUCUGAAGAGACUAAUUGUACUACAGGGUCAGAAGAUGCUGAGCUCACGACCUGAAACAAACACUAGCUACCCUUCUUUUGUUCCAGAAGGGGACAGGUUUCAAUGCCACGAAGCUGAAUCCGAAAACCCACAGACUUUCAAUUUCACAUUCUGUGAGACCUCCACAACCUGCUUCAACAGUCUCAGAAUUCGCAAUGAUGGCUCGAGGAUAUUCAGAUGGGGCUGCUCAAGAGAAGACCCCGCCCACUCUUGUGCGGAGGAAAUCGAAACCGAAAAAGAAGAAAACUUGCUGUCGCGGAUGGUUCUGCAACAAAGACGUCCCCACUGACUGGGUGAAGGGGAACGAGAACGAGAACGAAACCACGCCCACUAUGACCUUGCCCACCGAGGCCACACCCACCAACUCCACCCGACCACCUCCGGCAGAAAUUUCGACGGGUUCCCCGACAACAGAAGAAGAAACGCCCUCCAAUUGUACACUGGCCGAGGGGGGCAUGUCCUCCGACAUAAAACCGUGCGCCGGGCCCGGCAGUGUGAUUGAAUUGACACCGGAGAAAGUCGAGCCCAUUACCACGGAGAUCGGGGAUUCCUGGAAUUUCUUCUGCUACUGCACCACUUGUCCCGACAGCUACAUAUUAUGCGGGAGCCACUUUGGCUGCGCCACUUUGUACGGCUACGAUAUCAGUGUCUCCACGGGAGGCCCGUCCAUUGUCACCAGUCAUUUCUGUCUGUCCAGAGAUGACUUUGUGUCGUGCGGUCAGACUCCGGGCGUCGUUUGCUGUCUGAGCAAUUUCUGCAACGCUCCUCACUCGCUCAAUCUGACGGAAGCUCUGCCCACUGGUAGUCCGACCGAACCUAUUAUGGCAGAGAUAACUUAUCCAAUAGAGAUACCAUCUGUGACAGAGGGCUCGCCGACCAAUCAAAAUACAGUUAACCCCUCCACUACCACUACCCCUCAUGUUCCAGUUAACCCCUUGUCUCCUCCCACGCUGGUUAACUCUUCUGGUACUGAAUUUGAACAAAGUAACGAGGAAGAUGAAGACCUGUCAUCGUUGUUCUAUGCCAUGAGUGCAGUUCUCGCUGUCCUGGUAGCAGCCCUCGUCCUAGUAAUGGUCGUCCUGAUAUUCUGUUGCUACAGUUACAACAAAAAGAAACAAUCAUCGUCGCCGCGACGACCACAAAUCACCACGGCAACAAGGGAAAGUAUCGUCCCAGUUACGGGGAGAUCAAAUUUCGUGAUAGUGAAAGUUGAAGACAGAGAGCUCUGUUCAAGGAUAGAGAGUUCAAAGGUCGAGCACAGUUGCACGACUGAGUCAACAUGCACACAACCAUCGAGUCCAGAGAGUACUGUCUAAAAAUAGAUAAUUUCCAACGAUGUAAUCAGAAAUAUUCCGAUUGGUCAGAUUUAUACACCAGCAUUAUCAUUAUUAUUAAUUUCAUCCUCAAUUUUUGUGUGUCACAUUAACUUGUAGCUCAGUCACGUUUCCAUGGCACCCCAUUGUACACUUAUACUGGCAUUUCAUCACUUUGAUUAAUUAACUCUCUAAUCACUGAA